Molecule: messenger RNA, 7555 nt
Organism: Xenopus laevis (African clawed frog)
Lineage: Eukaryota; Metazoa; Chordata; Amphibia; Anura; Pipidae
Product: protein phosphatase 1 regulatory subunit 3G-like
Exons: 2
Coding region: 414-1478 (354 amino acids)
Source: RefSeq, a predicted model, not a curated record
AUCUUUGCCUGUUGCUCUGGGAAAAACAAACGCAAAGUUUGGGGCUUUAAUUAUUGGUCCCGCAGUAACUCCUCGGUGAGGGGGGAGGUGGGCCCUACGACACGGGUAGCCCAAACACAACAGCAAUAGAAUCUAGGGGAGCAGUGAACGGUGCAGAAAAGCGCGUAGGGAGAAAAGAUGCAGCAGUUCACCUACACAAAGUGCUCUUUUGGUACUUUAAGGGCAAACGCAGUUGUGGGUGGAGGGAUUUGAAACCGCCAGGAAUAGUUACCGGAAAAGUGCGGAAAGAUUGCGCCAAGGAUAUCACGGAGGCGCUAUGGGCACGGCCAUAUGCACGGACUGGACAAGACUCGGCCGAUAGCGAGCAUAUAGAAACAGGUACCCCAAACAGUUUGGAGGAGAGCAGAGGUCCAAUGGAUCGCCCCGCACCUCAGCAACGCCAGGACGACCUGCAUCCCGCACUUUAUCACUUUGAGCCGGGGCAGCGUCUCGGUCACUCCAUGGGGGCAGAGAGUAGAAGUAAUGUCCGGCAGUCGGAAGGACACUACGUCCCGGCGUUUUAUGAGCGCUGUGACAACCCGCUAAUGGUGGAUACAACCGCCAAUAUACAAGAGGCACAACUGCACCUGGCGGAACGGGACGAGGUAGAAGAGCUACAAGAGCGAAUGUGUGAGCUACGUGUGGCGCGGGAAGGUGAGCGUGGGGCGCACACGUGUGGGCAUCAUUUCGGACACCAGGAAUACACUGACACAGAUAUAGUUGGGAGCGAGUCCAGCACCGCGGAGGGUUCCGCUCGUCGGAGGGCGCUGUCGCUGCCCGUGGUGCAGCAGUGCCACAGUCUGGGGGUGGCGGGAGCAGAGGAGGACUGCACGCUCUUGUGUUGCUGCAAGCUGAAAAAGAAGGUCCAGUUUGCCGACUCACUGGGGUUGUGUCUUGCAAGUGUCAAACACUUCCUCCCGUCUGAGGAGCCCCUGGUGCCCCCCUCUGUGCUGGCCCGGCUGCAGAGUUACCCCCCUACUGGGUCCCUCCAAAGAGCCGACUUCAGCCUGUACACGGAGCCCGACAAUCCUCUGACACACGAGCUACGUGCUAAAGUGGAGGCGCAGGGGGUGUGCCUUGAGCAGGCUUCUGAUACCCAGUGGGGGGUUCGCGGGUGUGCGCUGGUGAGGGAGUCGGAGGACGCGGUGCAAGUUAAAAUCAGGUAUACUUUCAACGACUGGCUCUCACACUUGGACUGUCCCGCUGCUGACGCACCUACUCCUGCCCCUGGGCCGCAGCGCUUCCCAUUCACUCUCUGCUAUCCCCCCGCCACAGCCCGAGUCCAGUUUGCUAUUUGCUGCAACUUGCCCUACGGCCGGCAGUUAUGGGACAACAAUCAGGGUCUCAACUACAUUGUGUGCUGCCACCAGGAACCACAGCCGGACUUCCAGGCCUCCCACAUGGAGCAAGACGAGAGCUGCAUUGAGAUGCAUUGGUAGCAACACUUUCUGGGAUAAUCCCUUGGAAUUAAACACCUGCUUGUUUGCAUUUGCUCGAUAUUUUCCUCCCAUUUUUGCACAGGAAAUCCAUGGUAUAAAUGUGGAGAAAUACUAGCCCCUUGAUUUCACACGGGUGCAACUCUUUUCUUGCAUAGAGGCACUGACUAUUAGAAAUGUCUCUCAAUUAUGGCACAAUCAUGAGGGGGUGACAAAAUGCCUAUAUCACUAGCAUUAAUACUUGUCUGCAAUUGCAACAGUAAUCAUUUCAUGAAAUCAUCACACUGAUGUAUGCUACAUGUUAAUAAGCUACUGCACUCACCAUUCUGCCUUUUAUACACUGGUAUCAAUGCAAUAUUUAGCAAACUUAUUCUGUUCAGCUGAAGUCUAAAAAAAAAUAAGGCGUUUCGCAAAAAACUGCAAGUGAGGAAAUAUUCCUGUUGAAAUUGAGGUUGGGCCUGUAACACGCGCACAUGAUUUUGUUAUGAUUCAGUUCUAUGGCUCGUUCUGUUUUCUGCGAUGUAGUCUGUUUCCAGAGCUGGAAACAAAUGUGUGAGAAUAGUCUAUGUAAACAUUGGUUAUGGCACCUACUAGACAUCCAUUCAAAACAUAACAGUUGCAAGGUAAUUGUUCUAGAGACUAUGGUAUUUUUUCCCUGGCAAAGGUUGCUGAGAUGAAAUGGCAGAAAAACCUCUAUCUUUGCAGCUGACAUGCUUAAGCUGGGUGAAAGCACCCAUGACCACCUUCCAUGGAUUACAUUGACUUGUAUUGGAAACAACAUGGAAGAAAAUGUCUGCACUUUCAGCCUAAAGAUGCUGAGUGCUGCCAUGUGCAUCCUUGUUUUCUUCUUGGGACACCUUGGAUCAUCAAUGAAUGGGAGAGAUCAAUCACCAGAGGGACUGAUGGGUAUGUCUGUGGCCAUCGGGACUCCAUGCUUUCUGUAAUGUGGAUGCACUGAUAUGUUUUAAAAAGUUCCCUACAGUUUCUGUUUAGCCAUUUUGUGUGUGCUCAAUUUAAUUUAACAUGCUGGAAACCCCACUCAGACAUAAUCAUUUCUUGGAACUAUAAGAUAAAUAAUACUUUUUAUUUUCUGUCCAAAAUGGUGCAGACAUAUCAACUAAUAUCUGUCAUGGAGGUGAUUGUGAUAAUAUGGAUUAUGAUUUUAGGGAGUCCUUAUCUUCCUAAAUCUUGGAGUUGGCUGAUAUAUCUGCAUAAAGCAGUAGUUGUUCCAACUGAACCACAAUAAAAGAUUGGUAGGAGUGGCUUUUAAAAUGCUGGCAUGCUCAGGGUCAGAAUUCAAUGUCGUGGCCUGUUUGUUUGCGUGAUUAUCACAAUAUUUACAUUUUAGAAUAUCAGUUGAUUUCUUUUCUGUUACUAAGCCCUUUUAUUUAUAUUUUCAUUGCAGAUAAUGAUAUUUUAGAUGUGAUGAUGUGCACUCUUUCUGCUUUAGGCUAAAGCAAGAUGGGGCUGAAAAUAAGCCUUGUGAUAUAUGCAGGCCUAGAAUCAGCUCCUAAACUGGCAUUAGCCUUUUGUCGUGCCUACACCCAGAACAAUUUUCAGCCCAGGUUCAGGUACAAGCAGCUGAUUUUCUUAAAUGAAAUCCGCUGUGUAUUUGCACCCUGGGCGACACAAUGGAUUCGGGUGAAGGCAGGACACAAGGCUAAUGCCAGCAAAGGGGCGUAUGUAUGUCGGCAGACUGAUAUUGAGCCCUAUCUGCCAUUAGCCUAAGGUACAAAGUGGAACAAUUUCAAGAGAAAAAUGAUUAUAGGCACAGGUCCUAUGGAUCCCAGGCACCGAGUUUAAAAUAUGUAAGUAGUAAUAAUUUACACUGAAAUAGUGGCAUACAAAUAUUCUGGUUCCAGAGCCCACCAUCCCUGCAUUUUCUAUAUUGUCCAAUAGUAGCCAAAGUCUAGAAUCAUACAGAGAGUUAUUUGUUGUGCAGGUCAUUGGGGUCUUCCCAAAGUCUAACUUUAUUACAUUGGGUUUAUUAAAAAGAUGGCUUAGCUUUUUAAAUUUGCAGUUAUGUGUGCAAAUAUUGGUGUAGCUAGCUUCUAAACUGCCAGCCAUUCAAUCCUACAUUAUUAAUUAAAAGUGGUGGCACUUGCCCAAUUAUAACCUGAAUCUUGAAAGGUGAGUUUAAUUUCAUAUUAGGUUGUUGCAGAAACAUAGCAUUUAACGCUGUGGCACAGUGUGACUUUUAGCAGAAAACUUAGAGAACUAACCCCCCCCCAAUAAAAAAAAGCCCCACCCACUUACCUAGAUAUUACCCCCCCAUCCCUGCUUCCUCUCCGCAGAGAGUGUCCCUGAAUUUCAUGUCCAUGUAUCACAGUAGAGCAGUGGAGCUCAUGGGCGCCAUCUUCUGCGGAUCAUCUUCCUUCCCUUCUGCAAUUUCCACAACUUCUCGGCACAAGCACAGUUUGUGGAAAUAGCAGUCUGGCUCCAACUGCGCAUGCUCCAAAUAGCUCAGUGUUCGGCGGUCCCUUGCAGAAGUGACACUUUUUGGAAUAAUGUGCUCUGCAGAGAGAAAGCAGGGAUGGGGAACUAAGUUAGUGGAUGGGACUUUUCUUAUUAGGGGGGUUUAGUUCUCCUUUAGAGGGAAUGUUCACCUUUGUAAAAGUUUAAGAAAAUAGAUUUGCCUGUUUAAAUAUUUGCAAUUUGGUUUGAUAAACAAAAAUGCAUUGCUUUUAAUAUAACUACCUGGAAAGGUAGCAUUUCAUAGAUAUUUAGUAAAGCCAGGGGGUCGCUGGACUGGUGAUGGAGUAAUGUCAUAAGAACAGGAAGCAAGUGAAUAUAUCAAAACAAAUGCAUUUUUGUUAAUGAAACCAAAUUAUACAUCUGAUUGAAAAUGGCAGAUCUAUUUAUUUUCUUUAUUUUACAAUGGUGAACACCCCUCUUUAAAGGAGAACUAAACCCCCAUUAAGUGAAAACCCCCAUCCCCUUCACUCCAUUGGCCCCCUUCCCUGCUUUCUCCCUCCAUAGUACCUUACUUGAAAAAGUGUCCCUGACAUUAACGUUUGGCAUAUUAAUGCAGAGAAGUGAAGCUCUUGGGUGACAUCUUCAGGAUCCUCGUUUUCCUUCGGUGCAGUAGGCACAAAUAACCGACUGGCUCCUGACUGUGCAUGUGUGACAACGCUCAGUGUCUGCGUUCACUUACGCAAGAAAUCCGAAAUUGCCUAGGAGCUCAUGUGCCUAUGGCAAAAGUGUUAGUGUCAAGUUAUUUUACCUGUAGGAACUUUUAGGAAAUCUCCACCAUGUCACCUCCUAUGUAGACCUUUUAUCAGGGGACUGCUGCCUGUUUUUGCAAAAUUGUGCAUCGAAAAUGAAAACUAAAGCAAUGGCAACUAGAUGCGAAAUAAUUGGGUCUAGACCAACGUCGUAGGCAGGGAUUGUGACCUAUUAGAAAAUCAAAUCAGUUCUGUUGGUUUCAGGCUGGCCUUCACGUCAUUAGUUUGCAUAAUGCUGCUGCUUUGUGGUUACUUAGCCAGUAAGAUAAUUAGAUAGAUACCCAUUCACCUCUAAAGGGUUGCAAAAGAAUUUCAGCUGAAUUGCACUUUCCAGGCACAGUGCAGUUACAUAGACAGAUUGGUUCAUUUUGGCUCUUAAGGUCUCCCUGGACAUGCAUGGGCUACAUUUUGGGACAUUCAGCUGAUGUGACUACCAUGUGAAAGUGCAAGCCAAGGCAGUUUUGACUCAUAACUCUAUACAUGCAAUCAUUUAUCAGUUGGCCCGGUUUUUCUGUCUUUUAAUACUGGUUCAAUAGUACCAGAGAUUAAAACCAAAUUAUUUUUAGGGGGCCAUCAUGGUAAUGAUCUAUAGUUCAGCCCAGGGCAAGAAUUAGGUGAAGCAGAAGAGGCAGUGACUAGGGCACAAAGGUGUGGGGGCAUUACAUAACUCGUCUGCCUUCCUAUCCUAGUUCUGGCCCAUUUGUAACUUUGGUGGCCAGAAGAUCAGCAAUCGACUAUCACUGAUGGAGCAUUGGGGAGGAGGGUUACAUGAAUUGCUGGGCACCCAUAGUGUCUGGCCCAGCACUGUCUGAUAUGGACUGAAUGUUAUUAAAAAAUCGGCAACUAGUCGUGUGCAACUAGUAUUAUAUGCAGUGUGAUCAUAUGACUGAGGGCAUAGCAGCUUAUGUUUGUCUGACAAACCCAGCUAAUGGUAUUUUUAGAUGAAGUACUUGUACUUUUUGUUAGUUGGAGGGCAGCAGAAAAUAUUGAGCAUAAAUAUUACAUGCAAUUACCUUUUAAAGUUAGUAUCUCAUUGUGUAAAGGAAAAAAACGUGCAAUUUUAUUUUUGUGUUUGAAUUUUUUGCUUCUUCUUACAACCUGAAAUUUAAGAUUUUUAGUCCUGGCCACCAUAAGGGUAGAACUACACAGGCAACUUCUAUGUGUUUUCCGCGGAUCAUAUGCACCAAAACGCAGGCGUCAAAUUGAAUGCGACAGAAAAUAAGGUAAACAAUAGCAAUGUCGGAUGGUGUCGCAGCGUUCAUCCGACAAGACUGUCGGAUGCAGACGCUUCAUGCUGCGUCUGCAUCAGACAGUCAUGUUGUGUCGGAUGAACGUUGCGACAAAAUCUGACAUUUGUAUUUCUUACCUUAUUUUCCGUCACAUCUGAUUUGACGCCUGCGUUUUGGCGCAUCGGAUCUGACGAAAAUAGUUGUCCCUGUAGUUCUACUCUAAAGCAAAUUGUGAGGCGUCAGUGGGCCAGAUGGGGCCAACAUUAGACUUUCUUUGGAUUUUAAUAGAUGAUAAUGACCUACGGUCAUACCCAUACUAAUGUUUUGUAAGAUUUUUGCUUGCCAGGAUAUCCCACCCGAGCUAGGCUUAUGAAUCUGCUAAUGCGGUGUCUGCUAUAUCCACUGCUAUAUCAUCUCUUCAUUUCCUGGAGUACCCAGUAUUGGGGUUGUCAUAGGGUAUCCAUCCAUUCUGCCUAUGGCCAAUCAGCUGGAUGCCCAUACAGGAUUGGCCAGUGAAUGGCCACCUUAAGGACUUCUUUUAAUUGUGACCAUUCUUGCUAUUUGUUGCACUUUAUGUAUAAUUUUAUAAAUAUUUUUGUUCUGUUUAAUUGUAUAUAUAUUAAAAUGUUUGCACUGAUGAAUUUGCUUACAUUGCUGCUUAAAUGAGUUGUUUAACUUCCACUUUCCAUUUCAGUUGUUUUUAGAUAAUGUGCCAGAAAUAAAUACCUUUCUACUUUUUUCUAUUUUUGACCAUUUUCUAAAAUUGAUGUUUUUACUUAUUCCUUUCUUUUGCAGCUCAGUAAUCCAAGAGCAGACAAUUACAAUUGGCUACAGUUGUUGAUGCAAUUAUAACAGCUGAUUUUGAGAAAUCUUCUCGGCAGGGCCAAAAUAGGAAAUCUGUCAACUAAUGUAUCAAGUGAGACCAGUUUACAGGGUCCACGACCCUCCCUAUCAUUCUAAUUGGCCAAGUAAAUUACAUUAACAGCGGUGAUUCAGGUUAAUUGCAGGAAAAUCCAGAUUUUUGCCCUUGCACAUGAUUAAGCAGAAUCACCAUAAGUAAUGUAAUUUACUUGCGGCAGUUACAAAGAUAGGGAAGGGCAAGGCAUUUUUGAGAUGUCGCCUGCAGUAGCAAAUUUUUAACGUGGGCAUCAAAUCUCCCAAUGUGUCAUUGCCGUUAGAAAAAGCUAAAACAAAAUAGACUUUCUGGUGUGCCAUCUGAAAACAUGCGAACUGAAAAAAGUGUUUGGAAGGUAAACAACCCCUUUAAAAAAACAAAACAAAAAAAAAUGUCAACCUAUUUCCCACAUUAAACUGGUGGUGGGAGAUUUUUUCUCUGCUUUUAAAGCACAAGAUAAAUGUCUAUUGGGAUGUUAUGAUCUUUCCAAUACUCAUAAGAUAACGGCGUAUAACCCUGAAGUCUGAACCUUAUGAGUAAAAUAAAAUCAUGUGUCAAAAAAAAAACAAAAAAAAACUCUAGGACCAGAUGUUAAAAAGUAAUGUAAGAGCUUCCAGUCUUAAUGGCACUUUAAUGGUAAUAAUAAUCUUAAUUCCAAAGAUUACCUGUAAGGGAAAAUGUUCACUGUUGUUGCUGUUGAAAAAUAAAACAUUAUAAAAGCUUUUAAACUUU